Hirundo rustica (Barn swallow) is the source of this 3965-nucleotide messenger RNA. It is a transcript of the gene CALHM4, whose product is annotated as calcium homeostasis modulator family member 4. The record is from RefSeq and is a predicted model, not a curated record. The transcript is spliced from 2 exons. NCBI's taxonomy places the organism in Eukaryota, Metazoa, Chordata, Aves, Passeriformes, Hirundinidae. Bases 172 to 1134 code for a protein of 320 amino acids. Gene Ontology annotation, molecular function: monoatomic cation channel activity.
CUGAAAGUUAGGGGGAGGAGAAAGACUAGCAGGCCUUUUUUUGCUGUUGUUUGGUGGUAUUCUUGUCAAGCUGUUGGUGUUUAUUCUGCAAUGCCAUUAAUGCUAGUUAAAUAUAACUAAAAGCUAGUGCUGACUUAAAUCAAAAAAAUCUGGUAAAGAAUAGGAUCUAAAAUGACUUUCCUUCCAAAGUGGUUAACUUUUCUAAAAGGCAAAGAGGUCAUUAUUGCCAAUGCAGUAAUUGCGAUAUUGACAAUCGGCGGGCAGCAACUUUUCUCUUUUUUCACAUUCAGCUGUCCCUGUCAUGUUGGACAGAACCUUAUUUAUGGUCUGGCUUUCCUAGGAGUGCCUGCCCUGAUCCUUCUGAUUGUUGGAUACGCCCUGAACAACCAGACUUGGAGGCUGAUUAUGGGUAAAAGGCCUCAUUUUGAGAGGGUGACUUCAUCCAACAGGUUGCUGAAAUGCAAACUGGUCUGCUUUGUCUUGUGCAGCAUCACUGGGAGGGCCCUGGUCGCUCCAGUCACGUGGCUUGCAGUCACCCUGAUAAAUGGCUCAUAUUAUAUCUGUGCUGUGAGCGAGUAUGUCCCUGUGUAUUACUAUGGAGCUGCUCCUAAUGUUACUGCUAGUGAACGCAGUAGGAUAUUGGCUACGUUUCCCUGCAGUCAGCUGGUUCCUCCAGAGCUGACCCGAGCAAGAGAUGAAGUGAUUCUCCUCCUGCGAUACCAGUCACAAGUGGCUGGCUGGCUUCUGAUUGCUGUGGUGGUCAUCACUGUGUUCCUUUCUUACUGCCUGGCAAGCUGUUUCUCCCCGCUCAGCUUUCUGCAUUUCAGAUACUGGAGCAGCUACGUCCACAACGAGCAGGAGCUCUUCGAUGAGGCGGCAGAGCAGCACUCCAGGCUCUAUGCCAUGCAGCACGUAAGGAAGUUCUUUGGCUUUGUCCCAGGAAGUGAGAAUGUAAGGGAAAUUCGUAUCCCAUCUCUCAGGGAGUGGCAGGCCAUUUCUGGACUGGCCUUUCUAAAACGAGUGGAUGAGGAGCACUAUGAUUACAGCCUCCUCCAUGACUGGGCACUCAAGGAGCGUGCAAGUGGAAAGUAUCUGAGGAUUGAUGAAGACCCUGGGAUCAUAACACAGCUCUGAAGAUACAAGCCCCCACAAUACUUUGCAGAAAAACAGGAACCUGUCUAGCUGUAUACAGACCUGAGCUACCCUGGAACUUUCCAAUAUAGUAUUACAUUGAUGUAUAAAUUGUGUGAGAAAGUGCAUUUUGUUAACGUAGUCCUUUAGCGCCUGCUUACAGAUGUUUUUACUGAUGGCAUUUUGACUCCUGUAGGAUGUUGUGAUCCAUGCCUAGAUUAGGGUGGGCUAUUUCAAGCUUCAGCUCUCUGCUUUCUAACAGUUGUGCUGAAAGAAUAAGUACUGAGAAAGUUAUUUACAAAUGCUUCUUUUUUUUUUUUUUUUCUCUUUAUUCAAAGGAUCUUUAAGAGGUAGACCUUGAUGGGUCCUAUGAAGUGGUCCAUUCUGUAUAGAGCAAGGGUGCUAUCCAGCUUUUCUUUAGUGACACCUAGCAGAAAUUACUUAUUUCUCCUCUUCCACUUUUUUUUUUUUUUAUUAUUAUUAUUGAAGUAAUCUACACUGAGCUAACUACUAGUUAAGUCUGAGACUACAGAAUGUAGGAAACACAUGGGGAAAUUUUAUCAUCAAAGGCUGAGUUUAGACACAAUGAUGAGAGACCUUUCAAUUCUGAUAAGGAGAUAAAUUGCCACUGAGACACAUGGUAGAGGUGUGUAACACAUGGCAGCUGUAUGAACACUUGACAUAUGGUGAACUGAGUUGAAAUGUAUCCUGGCUGAAAGCAAUAGCAGGGUCCAUCUCCUGUCUGGAAAUACUUCAAAUUCUCCAAGGUGUUUGUGUGCUUGCCUACUGUACAAAUAGAAAAUGAGGAUGAGAAAAAUCUCAGUCUGGGCAGUAGGGUUUGCUUUGCCUCUGUACACUUGUAAUUUAUAGAUAUAUUAGGCUCAUUAACAUUACUGUGAUUAAAAACUACUGAACUUUGUGAAAGAAGGCUUAAUGGCGUUGUUAAGUCAGUUUGGUAUGAUGUGAUAUUACUGACCUCCUCUGCAACACUCCGCAGAUGUUUCUAACUCUAAGGGGGAGGGAAAUGCAUGCCAUAAUUUUUUAAUGCUUCCUGUAUUGCCUUGCCAUGUACACAUAUAUAUGUGGGCUCCAAAGCUAUAUGCUACACUAUAGGAUGCUAUCUGCUACUAAUAAGUGACCCCAAGGGCUUGAGGUGGAAAAAACUCAUUAUUUAGUACAUUUUACUAGAAAAGGCAGGAGCCAGAACUGCCCUGUCAUUCCCCUCCUCAUCUGGAUAGAGGAGAGAAUAUAUAAGGAAAGGCUCAUGGGUUGAGAUAAGGACAAGGAGAGAUCACUCAGCAAUUACUGUCAAGAGCAAAAGAGACUCCACUUGGAGAAAUUAUUUUAGUUUAUUACCAAUGAAACUGGAGUGGGGUAAUGGGAACUAAACCUGAAGUACCUUUCCCCACCACCUUUCUUCUUCCUGGGCUCAAUUCCACUCAAAAAUUUUCUACCUUCUCUCCUCCAGUGGUGCAGGGGGUGUGAGUAAAUGGGGGUUGCAGUUCAUCACAUUGUCCCUGCUGCUCCUUCCUCCCUGGAUGGAGGGCUCCUCACAUUCUUCCCCUGCUCCAGCAUUGGGUACUCCCUCCACUGGCUUCUCUGGUGUUGGUCCCUUCCAGAAGCUGCAGUUCUUCAUGAACUGCUCCAGUGUGGGUCCUUCCAUGGGGUGCCACCCUUCAGGAACCACCUGUUCCAGGGUAGGUCCCCUGCAGGGUCACAAAUCCUGCCAGCAAACCUGUUGCAGUGUGGACUCUUCUCUCCACAUCUUGCCAGGAGUGCUCUAGCACAGGUUCCUGGUGGGGUCACAGACUCCUGCAGCCACCCACCUGCCCUGGUGUGGGUUCCUCCUUGGGCUGCAGGUGGAGCUGAUUCAUCAGGGACCUCCCUGGGCUGCAGGGGCACAGCUGCCUCACCAUGGGCUGCACCACGGGCUGCAGGGGAACCUCUGCUCCAGGGCCUGCAGCACCUGCUUCCCUGCCUUCCUCACUGAGCUUAGUGUCUGCAGAGCUGUUCCUCUCACUCCUCUCUGGCUGCAAUUUCUGUUGCUCAGGAUCUUUUCCUCCCUUCUUUAAUCUGUUACCCCAGAGGUGCUGCCACCAUUGCUGAUGGUGCUGAGCCUUGGUUACUGGUGGGUCCGUCUUGGAGCUGGCUGGCAUCAGCUCUGUGGGAUACAGGGGAAGCUUCUGGCAGCUUCUCACAGAGCACCCCUGCAGUGCCCCUGCUACCAAAAUCUGGCCAUGCAAACCUAAUAAAAGGUAAUGGAACUGCACUGUUUAUGUGAACCCCUUAAGAAACAAAGUAUCUCUGGUAGUAAACACAACUUCUGAUUUAAUUUUAAAAAUAUUUGUGGGGCUUUUUAAUAAAAGAUGGAACACUGUAAUCUGGAACACAUGCAACUGAUCUGUAUAUCUGAAGGUUUUGAUAGAAAACGCUGAUGUCUGGAUCCAAAUGACAAAAACCUGCUGUUUUCAGGCCAGGUGAAUUCUUUCCACAUCUGUUGUUUUAUAGUACUACUAUAAAGUUAUGUAAUAUUUGCAGUUAAGAGUAAGCUGUAAAAUUCUUUUCAUUUCUUGCUCACCGAAGGCUUCAUGGUUUCUGAUUUUGUCCCAAUUACUAUCUGCCCUGCAUUUUUCACAACAGUAUGUAAUCUAAAAUACUGACUGGAAAUACUGUCAUCGUGAAGUCAGCCUGCCAAUAUACUAACAGACUAUCACUUUGGUAGUAUAUAUUAAUCCACAGUACUACAGCUGUAGUUUUUGAACUAAUUUGGUGUAUUUCCCUUUACUCCUCGGCUCUUUGAAACUACCAUGAGGAUUGGCAGUGAAGGUUUUAAA